This is a messenger RNA of Pseudovirgaria hyperparasitica, 601 nucleotides long. RefSeq lists its product as uncharacterized. Lineage: Eukaryota; Fungi; Ascomycota; Dothideomycetes; Acrospermales; Acrospermaceae. The record is from RefSeq and is a predicted model, not a curated record. The coding region runs from base 195 to 557 and encodes 120 amino acids. The transcript has a single exon.
UCCGCGUUUAUGACCAGCAUUACGGAUCGGCAGUAGGAUUGAAGUCUGGAGUGAGUCGUUGUAACGUCGAUCGGUGGUGACAAAAGUAAGGGUGCAUCAUCGCUGCCAUCUCCGUGAUUGAAGGAGUCUCGUUUGCCCGUGUGCAGCUACCAACAACCACCUGCCAGAUUCCAUUCCGUCAUCAUGCCUUUUGAAUGAACGGGUGGGAGGAAUGCUUAUUAAAUCCACAUGUGUCUGUGGAUCCAUCUGCUAAUUACACGCGAUGCUCACUUUUGUCAUCAACGCCUUCCGUAGCUAAUUCCCUAUUAGACAAGACUCUGUACCUAGCGUUCGCCAGUAUAAUGUUCUUGGGCGCAUGUGCGAUGUGCAUAUGCGACACACAAAGACUCCACGUGACUGCAUGCAUACUUCGGUUCUCGGUCUUCGUGCCGACCUUUUUUUUGAUGUGCGACCGGUUGGUUGUCGACCAAGCUCGGAUCAGCGAAUCCGUUGGCUGUCGUAAGAAUGUCACCACAGGCGAAUACCGCGGCAGUACUGUGUAUGUAUUUUGUCUUUGACUUGCCACACGGUCGUUGUGUUGUUGUUGCCAGACUCGUCAAGG